AUGCCUUCUGUCACCCUAUUUCGCCAUUUCUAUGUUACUAUGUCUAAUGGCGAUUGGGUAUGUUUUUCCCUUCGCCAUGGCUUGUUGAAGAUUUGUGACGGCCUUCCUACUUCUAUAAAGUAUUGGAAUGAAGAGUUCUUCUUCGUUCAUGCCUCCAAUUUUGUUGUGCGUAUCUUUUAUGGUGCUACUGCUGACAGGGUUGCCGACCCUUCUCCUGAUUUAUCUCUUGAAGAACAAAGUAUUGCAGGUCGUUUAUCAGAGAACUUUGUCAAAUGGGUAGAUCCUAAAGAUAUAAUGCUAGAAUCUACAGCGCCAAUGGCCCCUUCUCUAACAAAGAAACUUUUGAAUGUGGAGAUUGGCAAUAGGAGACCCCCAUAUUCUUCUACUAUGGUGAAUCUUAGGAACUUAUCGUCUAAGAGGAAAGGUGGGGUAGAAGCGGAAAAAACCCUUUCCUUGGAAGUGACGUCUACCCUAGAGCUGAAGCAUGUCGAGGAAAACAUUCCCGAGUCAGACAAUGGGGUAUUCCCUUUUGACGUUCAUCCUCAUCUUGAUUCUGAUAACAUUCCUCUCAUCGAUUUAUAUAAUAUUCCUCUCAUUAAUUCUAUCAAACCAACAUCGGAGAACAAACCCUCAUCUGUUCUUUCUGCUAUAACCACAGUUCCCAAGAGUCCAGAACUUUCAACCAUGUCAGAUGAAGACCACCUUGAUAAAGCUUGUUCCUUCUUCAUGGAAAUGAUGUAUUUACUGAAUGAAUUCCCUGCUCACACGCAGAUACGUGGUGAAAUUCUUGUGAACAAGCAGAUUAGAUUUGAGGAGGUUUACAUGCAUUGA
This is a messenger RNA of Lactuca virosa, 831 nucleotides long. Lineage: Eukaryota; Viridiplantae; Streptophyta; Magnoliopsida; Asterales; Asteraceae. The record is from the annotation of a GenBank genome assembly.